AAUGUGGACAUAGAGAAGCCCACCUUCCCCAACCCUAUGUGGUAGGAUCUAGUGGCUCAGUUGAUGGCCAAUGGCCCUGGACAGCAGCUGUCUUUUCUGGAACUUACUUUAGGUGUGGUGCUAGUCUAGUAUCUGACCACUGGGUGGUAACUGCUGGACAUUGUAUAUACAAGUGAGUGCAUGUGUUUAUAUUUGAUGACUUAGUCUAUCUAAUAAUAUAUAGAUUAACAAUGUAUUCUUAUUGUUCCUUAGAUUGGCCUAAAGAAACUUUAAAAAAAUUCAGUUCAAAAUAUUAUAAAGAAAGAAUUAAUAUUGUACUGGUAAAAAAAAAAGAAGUGAUUAUGCAAUUUUAAAUAUUAAUUUUAAAUUUAAACAUAAACACUUAAAUCAAAAUUGGAAAAAAAAUCACAUUUUUGCAGACAGAUAAAUUGCAAUGACAAAUUGUACAGACAAACUUUUUUAUAAACUACAAAAAUAAAAUACAUUAGCAUGCUGGACUCUCCUCAAACAACAACCAUUCUUGUGGGCCAUGUCAACAUCAACUCACCUGAUGCUGUCAUGGUACGUGUGACUGAGAUUGUUAUUCACCCUGAGAACAACUACAUCUACAACAAUGACAUUGCCCUCCUGAGACUGGAGGAGCCUGUUACAUUAAAUGACAAGCAACGUCCCAUCUGUCUCAGUGAUGCUCCUAAAGAAAGGAGUCCAAGCCUCCCGUGUUAUGUUUCUGGCUGGGGUGUUGUCAAUGUAACAGGUGGGUUAGGCUCAUGAACUUAUACAUAAAGUUUUUGUGUGACCAUUUUGAACAUAAGAAUUAGAGGAAAGUAUGAAAGAUUGUUUCGUAUAUUUUGCGGAUUCAUAUUAUUAGUUUUAAAUGGAUAAUAGAAAAAUGACUUCACAUUUACAUGUAUAAUCCCUUAAUUUUGUCCCUAAUAAUCCUUGUUUAUUAACAUUCUAGAGUCUAUAUAGUUAUAUAUGUCUUAGCAGCUUUACCAUGAGAGAAGAUCAAAAGUCUUGCAAAAAGCCUGCAGUGCAGAAAUUAUACUGUGGCAACCCCUGCAUAAUUAGAGUAUAACUUUUAAUGUAAAAUUAAGUAAAGGAUGCACUAAAAUUAAAUAGUAAAUUAUGUGUUUCUUAAAGUAUUCAAGUUUCCAAACUGACAAUAGGUUAAAAUUGAUUGCUAUGGGAUUUAUUUUUUAAUGAAUUUGCUUCAUAAAGCUUAUCUUUUAGCACACAUGAGACCAUAAAAUCUAUUAAAUAUUGUCUGUAGGGUAUUAAUUAAAUUAUUUAAAACGAUUUAAGUACAUUUUAAAAUAAUUUCUCUGGUCAACAGGCAUAGCCACUAUUGAGCUAAGCACAAUACUUCAUCACACAAAGCUCAAAAUUUGGGAACAGUCCAAGUGUGAAAGGUCUUACCCUGGUCAGAUCAAACCAACCAUGUUAUGUGCUGGAUAUUACAGUGGGGAGAUGGAUGCUUGUAAAGUAAGUGUUAAGAUUUGUUAAGUCUUACAAAUUUUAAUGAUUGUCAACCUGUGGAUUCUUACAGAUUUUGAUUUUUAAGAAUGUGUUUGUCAACUGAAAUUUUUCAGAAUGUAAUCCUUAAAAUAAAAUUAUCAGUUACAAUUUCAUGUGGUAACUUACUAAAUGGAUAACAACAAAACUAUACUAACAGUACGUAUAUUUACAAAUUACACAUAAUGUUUAAACAAGGCAUUGAGGUUGUGAAGAAAACAGUUUCAUACUUCUGUUGUUUUCACCCUCUUUAAAUGUAGAAAGCAGAAAUUUGUAUAGCAGUUAUCUUAAUGACAUGUGCCUCUUUCAGGGAGACAGUGGAGGACCACUUAUGUGCCAGACGCAGCCUGACCAAUGGGAACUUGUUGGUAUUGUUAGUUGGGGGGAAGGUUGUGGCCAGAUUGGGAAGCCAGGUGUAUACACAAGAGUGGAUUACUAUCUUCAGUGGAUUCAAAGUGUUACUAGUUAUGCAAGUAAAUAAACAAACUCAUUGGAAUUUUUUUUAAUAAAUAUUUUUGGUAAUAUCAAUUAUCUAAACUUAGCAUGUUAAUCCUUACAAAAAAAAAUUAAAUACUUCAAUUUGCUCAUCCAUAACCAUUUAAAAAUGUCAUCACUGAAAAUAUUCAUGAUGAAAAUAAUGUAACACAAUAUCUAACUAGUAAGACAUGAUAAAAAAAUACUGCAAUUUCUACUAUUUUUGAAACAGAAAAUAUUGAUUGAUAGAUUGAAAUUGAAGUCAUCAAAUUUUCAAACCUGCAGAAUGAAAUGAUAAAUGUAUACCUUGCAGACAAAGAAGGUGUCACCUGUGAUUUUGAGCAUCCAGAUUUAUGUGGUUACACAAGUAAGUCUCAGAGUGAGUUUGCCUGGAGUCGGAGAUCUGGGGGAGUCCAUUAUCCAAUAAUGCCAGACAUGGACAACACAUUGAAAAAUGCAUCAGGUGAGAUAUUUUUUUUAAUGAGCCAUGAGCAUUAUGGAAUAAUUAAUGAAUUUAAAAAACACUUUAAGUUUUAUUAGUUUAUGGAAAGCUGGUGAAGUUUACUAAGUAAUCGAAAAUAUAUAAAGAUGUUAUAUAUCCAAGUUAUAAGUAAAAAGAAAUAUCUUGUCAUUAAGCUAAAUAAUUCCCAUAUUUUCUCAGUAACACUAGUUAGAGUUGCUCAUAAAUUUGAAAUGAAAAGUAAGUUACAUGAAAAUAUUGCCAUCUUCCAAUUCUAAUCUUCCUGGAGAUGUAUUUAUUCUUAAGUGUUUCCUAACAUAGUCAUGGUUUAAAUUAAGAUAAAAAAUAAAUAAAUGCAUAAAUAAGUUUUAAUAUUUUAUAACAAAUAGGUCACUAUGUAUACACAUAUUUCCCAUAUGGAGCCAGCCAGAAGAGUGCUGUUCUCAGCUCUCCCCCUCUGCCAGCUAAGGAGGACACAUCCUGUUUGUAUGCAAGCACAAUCAUAUACCAAUGUGAGCUUUGCAAACUUGAGGUGAAAGUGGUUGACAGCUUGGGCAACUUGUCAGGUGCCUUGCUGAAAGUAUCUUCCAAGUUUUCAACAUCAUGGUUAAGGUUAGGGAGCUUUUAUGUUUUGUUUUUUUUAAAUUAGGUGACUUAUGUCAUUUAAAUUAUUUCUGAAUGCUUUGAUUGAAAUGAAAUGAUCACAUAUUUAUAUUUUUGUUGACUUACGUAUAAAAUGAAAAAUAUGAAAGUGAUUUUAAAAAUUGGUUGUUUCCAAAGAGAAAUAGGUUAUUUUUCGACAUUAAGGUGAUGGUUCGAGAGUUUUUAUUUUUUUUAAAAUUAUGUGACAUGUUAUGUCAUUUUAAUUAUUUCUGAAUGCUUUGAUUUAAAUGAAAUAGUGACAUAUUUAUAUUGUUGUUCAAAUAUGCAUUAAAUAACAUAUAUGAAAGUAAUUGUCUGAAAUGUUUGUUUCUAGAGACUUGGGUUAUAUUUUAUCAUAUACUUUGGCUAACCUUUGAAAUUCUUCAAAAUACUACCCUUUAAUUCAGAUUUAAUGUGGACAUUCCCAUGUCAACACAACAUAUACAGUUUAUAUCUACAUCUGGCCAAUGGUCAGGGGGAGGAAUAGGACUAGACGAUGUCACACUUGAGCCUGGUGUUUGUGAAAGUAUAUUGUCUUUUUUCACAUUUAUAACAAUUAAAUUCUUGAAUAUUGUUGUAUGUUUGGUUUUGGUUUUUCCAUUUUUUAAAAGCCACCAUUGGUACCAUUUUUUUGUAUCUCAAUUCUCAUUUGUUAACUUCAAAACAAAGAAGUUGACAAAUUAUUAGAAACAAUAUUUUUCGGCACCAUAAAUUUUUAAAACUUCAUUUAAAGAUUGACUUAUUCAUCCAACAGUCUAUAUCAUUUGCAUAUGUUACUGUGAAUAGGCUCACAAAGCAGAAACCAUGGAAAGUAUAACACACUUAUGCCCACCCACACAAGUAUUAAGGCCAGUUUUCUUGACUUUUACCCAAGCACUUCAUGGGAUUAAAGUCAAUAUAAUUUCCAACCUUAAGCAAACACAUGACAAAAAAUGUUUCUCUUUUAAUUAAAAUUGGAGGUUGCCUCUAGUGUGCUACUGGUUGGGAUGAAAUGGCUUCCUUGGAAAAACUCCAAUAAUGUAAAUAGUUCACUAUAUAAUUUAAAUUUAGAAAAUUUUCCAGAAACAUAUUGUUGUGGCUGAUGUUGUAAUAUUCAAUCAAUUUAAAAGAAAGUUUUAUCCCUCUUAGAUACAAUGAAAGUCAAUUGCAACUUUGACAAUAGGACAAAAUCAACGCCUCAAUUUAAUGAUGAAAUCUGUAGUUACACCCAAGAAUCAUUUACUGAUGACUUUGAUUGGCUCAUGGUUCAAGAUAAAGAAAAUGGUGGUAAGUUUCCAGCAAAACUAAAAAUAUCCCAUUUAGAACUGAAAGCAAACAUUUUAUUAUUUUAGUUUUAAUUGAGAAAAUGCAUAAAGCAAUUUCAGUGUUACCAUUAUCUUUUACGUUUGAACAAUUUUGAAAAUAAAAGAAAUAGCCCUCUCAUACUAAAUGUUGAGACACUGGUGUCUAACAUUAUUUUAGACGACAGUUUGCUUUGAUCUCUUUAUUGUUAUUAUUAUCAGUCAAAUUGAUAAGAGAAAUGGCACCCUUAGUACAUUCUCCUAGAUUUCCAGAUUAAUUUUAACUUAAUAUAAAGACAAGGAUAGCUUCAUUGACACAACUUUACUGUAUAUGUUCAUUGACACAAAUGAACAGUAUAAGUUCACUGACACAACUGUACCAUAAAGUUUCAUGGACAAAACUGUACCCUUUAGGUUCAUUGAUGCAACUGUGAGUAUAGGUUCAUUGACACAACUGCACUGUAUAGGUUCAUUGACACAACUGUAACUCAACAGUAUGAUAUUCUUAGACAUCAUCUUGUUUCCCAGAUGGUUUCCUCAGGGCCCAGAAUGCCUUUGGCUACCAAGGUUACAGGGCCAGGAUAUUGUCACCAAGGCUCAAGUCCUACAUCUCAAUGUGUGUGAGCUUCGAAUUCCGUGCGAGUUCAAGAAGUGCAGGAUUCCUUCAAGUAUGCAGGCUGCUCUCAGUCAAUGGCAAUGACAGUCUUGACUGUUCAUUCUGGUCUUCAAGACUGAAUGCUUUCACAGAUCCCACCUCUUGGACUUCGGUUCAUGUCACCCUCCCAUCAUCUGAUUUUGAGUUCAGCAUUGUUUUUGAAAUGGUGCAAGGCCAGGGUCAAGGUUAUAUUGACAUUGAUGACAUCUUUAAACUUGAUGGUGACUGCUUAUAGAAAUUGUUUUUAAUUACAGCUGAGUUUUUUUCCAAAUUCUAUGAUUCAAUUCACAAUUAGCCACUUCUGGUUAUUUCUGGUUAUUGUUAACUUAUUUAUCAAUUUUCAAACCUCCAGAUUGUGCAAGGUAAAACCUCAGAUUUCAUUUACCCUAAUAAUGCAUUUAAUCCCUAAAUGUAAUAUUGUUAAUUUUGGAUGUAUUAAUUCAGAGAAUUUAAAACAAUGAAGACUGAAUUAAUAUGAGUUUUACCAAAAAUAUUCACUUCAAAAUAUCUCC
Lymnaea stagnalis (great pond snail) is the source of this 5535-nucleotide messenger RNA. NCBI's taxonomy places the organism in Eukaryota, Metazoa, Mollusca, Gastropoda, Lymnaeidae. The record is from the annotation of a GenBank genome assembly.